AGGACAAUUGAGGACGUGCGCGCUGCCGUUCCCAUGGCCGCCAUGGAGGCGAUGGCGUCCGCUGUUCGCGGACUGAGGCUUUGGCGGGUUACUCCAAGCGGUGGGGCCAGCCGGAGAUGUGUAGCAACUUCGCCAGCUGCUCAGCUGUCAUUGACUGAAAUGACAGAAAUGCGGAAUGAUCUCUUUAAUAAAGAGAAAAAAAGACAGUUAUCAUUAACUCCCCGAACUGAGAAGAUUGAAGUUAAACAUGUUGGGAAAACUGACCCCGGCACUGUCUUUGUUAUGAAUAAAAACAUUUCAACUCCUUACAGUUGUGCCAUGCAUUUAAGUGAAUGGUACUGCAGGAAGUCUAUUCUGGCUCUUGUGGAUGGACAACCUUGGGACAUGUAUAAACCUUUGACCAAGUCCUGUGAAAUUAAAUUUCUUACAUUCAAAGACUGUGAUCCAACAGAAGUGAAUAAGGCUUACUGGCGCUCUUGUGCCAUGAUGAUGGGCUGUGUCGUGGAGAGGGCAUUCAAAGACGAGUAUGUGGUCAGUUUGGUCAGAGCUCCAGAGGUGCCUGUAAUUGCCGGAGCCUUUUGCUAUGAUGUCGUUUUGGAUAAGAGACUGGAUGAGUGGAUUCCAACAAAAGAGAACCUACGUUCCUUCACAAAAGAUGCUCAUGCUUUAAUUUACAAAGAUCUGCCAUUUGAAACUCUGGAAGUUGAAGCAAAAGUGGCAUUAGAAAUAUUUCAACACAACAAGUACAAAAUAGAUUUUAUAGAAGAGAAGGCAUCUCAGAACCCUGAGAGAACAGUCAAGCUACACAGAAUCGGAGACUUCAUUGAUGUGAGUGAGGGUCCUCUUAUUCCACGAACGAGCGUUUGUUUCCAGUAUGAAGUGUCAGCAGUUCAUAGCCUUCAACCCACUCAGCCACGUCUUGUUAGAAGAUUCCAGGGCCUGUCCUUACCUGUUCACUUAAGAGCACAUUUUACCAUAUGGGAUAAGCUAUUAGAAAGAUCUCGGAAAAUGGUAACUGAAGAUCAAACUAAACCAACAGAGGAAAGUGCAUCUACCUAAAAACUUUUAAAAAUUUAAAUGUGUACAGUAACUUAAAAUAAAAGAUUUUAAUAUAA
Messenger RNA from Chinchilla lanigera (long-tailed chinchilla), 1115 nucleotides. RefSeq names its product mitochondrial ribosomal protein L39 (gene Mrpl39). Gene Ontology annotation, cellular component: mitochondrion. The record is from RefSeq and is a predicted model, not a curated record. Gene Ontology annotation, molecular function: nucleotide binding; RNA binding. The transcript is spliced from 10 exons. NCBI's taxonomy places the organism in Eukaryota, Metazoa, Chordata, Mammalia, Rodentia, Chinchillidae. Bases 34 to 1059 code for a protein of 341 amino acids.